UCUCUAAGUUGUUGAUUUCCGUACUGGUAGGAUGAUCUUCAUGCUCAUGCUUGAGAUGAUUCAUAAUUUGGGGAUCGACGCGAGUUCAUCUACUACUUCUAGAUCUAGAAGGUCAAUAGAAAUAAGUAUCUAUAAGAAGUGUCAAAAGUGUCAAAAAUGGCAGAUCGAGCUAUGUCAAAAAAGAAUGACCCUCAGACAACAAGCAAAGCGAGCCGACUACCAUAGAUCUCAUCUUCUGAAAUGCAAAGGGCGGAAAUAGUGACGGCAUCAAUCAAGGAAAAGGAAAAGGGAAAAAAGAUGGAGACGACGGAGGAAAAAGAAAGUUCCAUGCAACAAACUAAUUAAAGUGUCGUACAUACCCCACGAUUGGGUACACUACUACUACUACUAUAUGGUAAAAAUUAAAUCGGGGUGGAGGCUCUCCAUUGGAGGUACCUCUACACUGAAUUGGCUCACAUAUAGACGCGAAAUGCUAGUAUAUAAGGGCGAGGCACCACGAGCAUGACAUGACAUAUUUCUAAUACCUGAAGCUCCUGAGCUGGGACUUCGAUCCCCUGCAAUACAGCAGUGAGGAACUAGAGAACUUCGCAUGCCUUUUGCUCGCUACGACGAAUUUCUACUGUCCGUGGAACCGCGAUCCGUGGAACCGCGAUCCGGAUAUGAGUUCUUUAUGAAGAAGAAAGUGUUGUUGUUGACUUGUUGUUGAUCAGGAUUAUAGGCUUGUUGUUGACUUGUAGUCACGACGUUGCAUACAUUUUUUCAUUAUGUGGGACUGACCAGUGAAAUCGUUUCCUAAUUAAAAUUAUAUCUACUAGGGACAUUCACAUGAUUCUCCCCCACAAGCAAAACUAGCCUGCCCCCUAAACCUUCUUCUGACCACCGUCCAUUGAUUUAUUCCUGCGUCCUCUCCAAAAAUUCUAGCGGGUGACGCCGAUCAGUCAGGUGAUGCAGUCGCAGUUGCCACGGCGCGAGCAGAGACUUUGAAAGCGAAACAGAGAGUCGAAGCUUGGUACUAGUAAUCCGAUCAUCUUCUGGUCUAAGUAUCCGUUGCUACUUUCCAUGGUCUUAGUACUUAUACUCUAGUAGGUCUAUUCUCUCCUAGAAUAAUCUAGCAUAGCACUUAUACCCCACGAUUGGGUACACGACUACUAUCACUACUAUUACUGCUACUUGAAGAUGUUGAUCAUCGGUCGAUAUCCCGCCUCUAAUUUUCGUGUCGUCUUCCCCGACACACUCAGGGAUAUCACCGAAGAGGACCAAGUCCGAAGUACACCCGCCCCUGCUGUGGGCACUAGACGAGGUUGCCGCAAGCCCAUCAGACCACGUGAGCAUACGGUCAGGAAUUUUGUUGCCGUGGUAGCGCGAAACUAUGAGAAGAAUCCGUACCACAACUGGGCGCACGCUUGGAAUGUCUUUGCGACGACGGGGAUACUUCUUCGUGACGGCUGGCACGACUACGCCGACGACGUGGAUAUCUUUGCCUUAAUGGUUGCGGCCCUUUGCCACGACCUAGGACAUCCGGGAUUGACAAAUGAACAUUUUGUUAAUCAAGGACAUCGAUUGGCGCGAACGUACAACAAUCUUGCGGUUCUGGAAAACAUGCACGCCUACACGAUGUACACCAUUCUCGAGCUCCCGGGAUGCAAUCUUUUUUAAGGCGGCCACUUAUAAUUAUUUAUUAAUAUUAUUAUCAAUCUUUCAAGUCUUGAAAGAUGGCUUAUUUAUUAUUAUCUUACUUGUUCUGGGCUUUUGAAGUAGCAAUGUAAUCCACUCCACCAAGGAUACUGAUUGCCUCCCGUUAACUACUGGAGGAGUUCUCGGCUGCAGAACAGGCUCAGUUUCGUGCAGUUGCAACCACAGCGAUCAUGGGAACGGCGAUGACUGUGCAUUUCGAUUUGAUGUUAAGGCUUUGUUUUUUUUUAGUUCUACUGAUGUAUUGUUGUAGUUGUUAACCGAUCAUCAUGGUCUCCAAGAAUCUGAGCUAAGGCAAGAAAAGUACUGGCUUGUAAGAACGAAAAGCUUGACAUCACUGGCAAGAGCUUAGAAGAAAAGUACUACUUCUUCUAAGGACGAAAAGUCUGACACAAGUGAAGAAUGCACGCGACGCAGAAGAGCUUCAGGAGAAGCCAAUUUUGGAUGAGAAACGCUUCAACCACGACGCGGAAGUAAUGAAAAAAAUUAUCGUCCACGCAGCCGACCUUGGAAAUUGCGUUCAACCACUUGGAAGCUACACACAGUGGGCGUACUUGAUGAAGUUUUUUCUCUAAGUUUAGACAGUCAGUUGUUACCUCAAAUGGUAGAUCAUUUACUGUUAUUUACAAUUAUCAAUAAAUCGCGUUCGUGGCUAGUAUGUGUAUCUUUACAUGAAUCCAGUAGUUCUAGCAUUUUCUACUUACUCUACGAUGAUCUUCUUGUAGUUAUCCAUGAUACAACUGACUCGUUUUUUGACAUCCUACUCCAAACAGCGAACGCAUCUUCAUGGAGAAUCAUCUGCAGUGCGAAUACGAAAAUUACGGCAAAUGAUCAUACACUGUGAACUUAGAUUACAAUGUUGAGAAGUAGAAGCAGGAUAACAUACUGGAAAAAUAGCAGCUUUACCAGCUUCAGAAAACCCAAGCUACUUAAGGCCAUAUAAGCAAACUAUCUGAACCUCAAAUUUCUCUAAGCAAAAGGACAAAAGAGUAGCUUCGAGUCGUUCGCGAUGGAGGUGAAUCCUGGGGAUAGCACUAAACUUGCGAAAUUCCAACUGGGCUUUCUUGAUUUCAUUGUAUUGAAGAUUAUACCUUUGUUGUUUUUGUAACUAGCUACAGGCACAAGAAACCCGGUAGAAGUAGGGACACUCUCCCCUCUCCUCUCUAUCCUCCGAGUACAAAACCCGGUAGAAGUAGGGACACUCUCCCCUCUCCUCUCUAUCCUCCGAGUACAAAACCCGGUAGAAGUAGGGACACUCUCCCCUCUCCUCUCUAUCCUCCGAGUACAAGUCUCCUCUCGUACAACAGGCCGUUCCAUUCUGGGAAACGAUCGUUGACUUGUAUCCUCUGCUGGAAGACCGCAGGGUUGCGAUGCACGCUAAUGUCAAGUACUGGCGCUUAGAAGCUGCAAAGACCGCGUCGUCGGAGGUUGCUGAGAAGACUAGUCCUACGUUGGAGGUUGUUGAGAAGACGUCCGCGACUGCGCCCGGGGGAAGUACUAUUCACAUACAGUGAAUAUUAUUAUUCAACCCAGAUUAGUUUUGACUUUUUAGGAGCUUUACUUUUUAGGAGCUUGUCCGACUCUUUUAGGAGCUGUUUUUAGGAUUUCUUGUUCCCCCUAUUUCCGACUCGCAUAACAACUGCAACAAGGUACUCAACAAAGCACCUCGUGA
Amoebophrya sp. A25 is the source of this 3364-nucleotide messenger RNA. The record is from the annotation of a GenBank genome assembly. Lineage: Eukaryota; Dinophyceae; Syndiniales; Amoebophryaceae.